UUUCCUCAACAUGUGAGGGCAAUUGAGUCACUUGAGGAGUAGCUUUUUACAACAUAAAAGUUGUCCUUAACAUGGUUGUUACGUCAUGGCAGCCAAGUAGAUUUGAUCCAAUCAAUAAUUGCAGCUGUUUUGGUUAAGCUGAAUGCCAAAUAUAAAAAUGUGACUGAGCACCUAGUUGGAGUUGAUGAUCGUGUAGAAGCUAUAAUUAAGAUGUUGGACGUGGAAUCUGAUGAUGUGAAAUUUCUCGCAAUCCAUGGAAUGGGAGGUGUUGGCAAAACAACACUAACCAAAGUUGUCUUCAACCGAUUGUCUUCUCGGUUCCAAGGCUGCAAUUUCCUUUCGGAUGUUCGAGAGUCAUCAGAACGACAGGGCUUGGUACAUUUGCAAAAACAAUUGUUAUCCAAGUUCCUUGAUUGUUGUUAUAUUGACCAAAUUAGUGAAGUGGAUCAUGGAAUCGACAUGAUUAAGAGGGUGCUUCAUAAUAAAAAAGUUCUCAUUGUUCUUGACGACGUGGAUGAAAACAAGCAGCUGAAAAAUUUGGCAGAAAAAGGAAAUUGGUUCGGUUUUGGUAGUCGGAUUAUCAUUACUACUAGAUACAAAAGUGUCCUAAUGAUUGACGGAGAAGUGACAAGUGAAGGUCCUAUAAAGUGUGCAAAUGUUUUGACUUAUGAAGUACAUGAAAUGGAAUUUCGCCAUGCUCUUGAGCUUUUCAGUAAGCAUGCCUUCAGGAGAGACUCUCCACCCGAUGAUUAUGUCGACCUUUCAGAAAAAGUUGUCUCCACUUUGGGAAAGCUUCCUUUAGCUCUUGAAGUCACUGGUUCAUCCCUUUAUGGUAGAUCCAAAGAAUUUUGGGUAGACACUUUGAAGAAGCUAGAAAAAGCUCCUUCCAAAGAAGUCCAAAAAACAUUGAUGAUAACUUAUGAAAGGUUAGAUGAUGCACAAAGGCAAGUAUUUCUAGAUAUAACUUGUUUUUUUGUUAAUGAGGAUAAAACCUACCCUUGCUACAUGUGGGAGGACUGUGAAUACCACCCAUACAAUGCCAUUGAAAUCCUCUAUCACAUGUCCUUGAUAAAAAUCAAAGAUGACAAUACCUUUUGGAUGCAUGAUCAAGUGCGGGACCUCGGAAGGGCAAUCGUUCGUGAAGAGAAUUUCAAAGAACCUCACAAGCGUAGCCGAGUAUGGAAUCAUCAGGAAGCCUUGAGCAUUUUGGAGCAGAAAAAGGGAAGCAAGAAGAUAGAAGCACUGUCACUAGGAUCUCGUGGAAUCAUCAUAACGCCUAGUGAAGUUGCUAAUUUACAACACCUGAGGUUCUUGAAUGGGAAUGAGAUGUUCCUUGUUGGAGACUUCAAUAAUCUUCUCUCCAAUUUAAGAUGGCUUUCUUGGCGAUGGUGCCCUUUCGAGUUUGUGGCAACAAACUUUCAUCUGGUCAAUUUAAUCGUUCUUGACCUUUCACACAGCUAUGUAUCAGAGAAAUGGAUUGGCUGGAACCAAAUUAGAGUGGCAAGUAAACUAAAAGUACUAGAUCUCAACAAUUGCAACGACUUAAUGAGAACGCCUGAUUUAUCUAUGUUGGUGUCCUUAGAGAGAUUGAUUCUUGAAGGUUGUCGCAAUUUAAUUGAAAUUGACCCUUCCAUUGGAAAAUUAAAGCUCCUCACCACUUUAAACUUGAAUGGAUGUCACGCUCUUGAAGGGUUGCCUUACGAAAUAGGAUGUCUAGAUGCUUUGACGGAGAUUCUCAUGCCUCGUUCGUCGUAUGCAUUCAAACUUCCGAAGACAAUUGGUAAUUUGAAGUCAUUGUUGACCCUUGAUGUAUCACAUAGGUGGAUCUGCAUGUUGCCAGACUCAAUUGGAGGGCUGGUGAAACUUAGGCGGUUGAAUUUAUUUAAGUGUUUAAAGAUAAAGAAACUUCCAGACUCGAUUGGGCAAUUACAAUCAUUAGUCGAGUUGGAUUUGUCAUCAACAAGUUUGGGACACCUACCUGAUUCAAUCGGCAAUUUAAAGCAAUUGACAGUACUUAGGAUGAGCCACAUAAUUGGGAUAACAAAAUUACCAAGAGCGAUUGGGCUAGUGGAGAAGCUUGAAGAGUUAGAAGCUAGUGGAUGUCACCACUUGACCGGCGAAAUCCCUCAAGAAAUUGGGAGGUUGUCUCGUUUAAGGAUCUUAGACUUGUCAUUCACACGUAUAUCCAGAUUACCCACCACUGUGCGUUACCUCUCUAAUCUCCAAACACUUAAUCUAGAAUCAUGUUCUAAGCUUAAUGAGUUGCCGCGACUUCCCCCAAGUUUGAGUUGUCUAAGGUGGGCCUUUGAUACUCUCAAGUUCUGUGGAAAUAGGACACAUGUGCUGGAGUGGGACUCUGCUUAUCACUCUAGCAUCAUACCCCUAUAUGAGGUGGAAGAGCUAGCAUUUGGCAAAACCCGGCGAUUUUGGCCUCGGCUGCUAUCUUCUAGUUUAAGAGAGUUUGAAGUUGGAAAUAUGUCAAUUACACCAUGGACGGAUUAUUCCCUUUUCAACAACUUGUCAACCUUGCGAUUACAAAGUUGUUCGAUGUCAGAAUUCCUUGAUGUGAUCCCUGAGGAGGUCGAGCCCUCCAGAAUGCAAUUAGAAAAAAAGCGAUGCGAAUCGAUUCUGUUGGAAAUGAAAAGAUUGAGAGAUUUAGAGCAAUCGGGAUCAUUUCUGUUGGAAAUAAAACAUCAAGAGAUUUAGUGAAAUCAAAAAUGGAAAGAUUGACAAAUUUAGAGAAAUCGGGAUCAUUUCUGUUGAAAAUGGAAAGAUUGAGACAUUUAGUGAUGCGUACAUGCAAGUUCUCCCCAAGAGCACUUCGUCUAUCGCACAUGAAGAUUCUGGAAGAGGUAAAUCUGUUUGGAUGCUCCUUGUUAGUAGAGAUCUGGGGCCUUGAAGAAUUGGGAUCCCUUUGCUUCCUAUCGAUUGUGGAUUGCAGUUCCAUGGAAAGGAUGUCAAACCUAUCAAACUUGAGAAAGCUAAGGAAGCUCAGAGUUGGAGAAUGUCCAAAGCUAAGAAGCGUGGAAGGUCUAAAUCACUUGGAAUCUUUACAGAAGUUGUGGAUUCACGCUUGCUUGUCGUUGGAGAGUUUGGCUGACACCUCAAAUUUGCGUUUAGAAUGUUCCACAAUUGAACAUUGCGAGUGGUUGACCAACCGUAAUAGUUACUGUAAAUGUCACGACAAAGGAGAUUCAAUGUUUACUGAACCUAACCAUGCUAAGUAUUUUUGAGCUGGUUACACUGACUCAAGCUUGUUGGGGAGGAUAGGUUGGUGAAGGAGAGUUGAGACUUGAUGCUGCAUCCUUUAAUUUGACUCAGGCGAUAAAAGAAUUAAGAAUGGAGUCUCUAAUUGAUGCAGAUGCUAAGACUUGGAACUUAAACCCUAUUAAAGACAUCAUGCGACAGGAGGAGCAGUGACUGGUUUUGAUAAAUCACAUAAGGUUGAGAAUUUUUUAUGACCAAAUGAUUUGGCCCUGGAACAGGAUUGGUUGUUCUUCAGUAAAGUUUCUACCAUUUUACCAUGCAAAAAAGAAAGAAACAUCUACUAAAGCCUAGAUCCUCAAGCUCUCAUACUAUUGAUGGUAUAAUUUGGAAGUUAGCAUGGGGAGUCGACUCUCUUCAAGAUAAGACACUUCCUCUAGUAACUUUGCUUAAAUGUUGUGCCUGCUACUACUGCAUGUGCAAAAGAAAAAAAUAUAGUUUCUCCUGCCGAUGGUGCCCUUAAGAAUUUGUGACAACAAAUUUUCAUUUGACUAAUUUAGUUGUUCUUGACCUUUCACAUAGUGAUGUUUCAUAGAAAUGGAUUGGCUAGAAUCAAAUCAUAAUAUAGUACGAAUCUCACUCCUUGCAUACAUGUACCAUUCCUUGUCGUUUUUUUUUCCUUGCAAAUAAUUUCUUAAUAUAUAUUUUGUUUUACAGGUGGCAAGUAAAUGAGAAGUACUAGAUCUCAACAAUGGCGAAUACUUAAUGAGAACACCCGAUUUAUCUAUGUUGGUGUCCUUGGAGAAAUUGACUCUUGAAGGUUGUCACAACUUAAUUGAAAUUGACCCAUCCAUUGGUAAAUUAAAGCUCCUAACUGCUUUGAACCUGAAGGGAUGUGACUCUUUUCAAGAGUUACCUGAAGAGAUAGGAUAUCUACCAGCUUUGACAGAAAUUGUCAUGCCUAAUAUGCUACAUGAACUUUCGAAGAGAUUUGGUAAUUUGCGGUCAUUGUUGACCUUUGAUGUAUAUCACAUGGGCAGAUUAGCAAUCUGCCAUACUCGAUUGGAGAGCUAGUGAAACUUAGGUGGUUGGAUUUAUUAGGGUGUACAAAGAUAGAGGAACUUCCAGACUCAGGUUUGGAAAUUACAAUCCUUAGUUGAGUUGGAUUUGUCAUUGAUAAUAUUUGUGGACCUUAAAAAGACUUAAAGAUUGACAAGUUUCCUCUGUUAUGUGCAGUGAACAAGAAGCAUCACCCUCCAUUUUUUAGCGAUAAAGAAUGGCAUUUCGAUAAAAUAGCCAAAGACGGCGCUCUACGCAAGCACGUGACUUUGAGAGGAAUCAACACUACUACAGAAAAAAGAAUAAGGGAAGCACAAGCAGUUUGCAACUGCAUUUUGUUACCAAAGUGCCGGCAACCAUCUUCACUAGCAGUCAGAUAAGCACCGAGGAUGGUACUCCUCUGAGGAUCAAACUAGUAGAUGGCAGGACCAAUGAGAGGGUUAUGAGUGGCCCUCUAUCUUCCAUAAAGCUCAAAAUUGUCGUCCUUGAUGGCGAUUUCAGGUUAGACGAGGGAGAGGAUUGGACCGAGAAGGAAUUCAAUUACAAUAUCGUUUGCGAAAGGGAAGGGAGAGAAGGCCAUCGAUAACCGGGAGCCAACUGUGAUCUUGCAAGGGGGAAUUGGUUGCCUCCGUAAUUUAAUCAUCACUGACAACUCGAGCUGGACGAGAAAUCGGGAAAUGAGCUCGAGCUGUUCAAAAAGUUUCUGAGAAAUAAGAAUAAGUGAAGUGAGAAUUGAAACUUUCAUCGUUAAAUAUCAUCGAG
Molecule: messenger RNA, 5025 nt
Organism: Eucalyptus grandis
Lineage: Eukaryota; Viridiplantae; Streptophyta; Magnoliopsida; Myrtales; Myrtaceae
Product: disease resistance protein RUN1-like
Exons: 3
Coding region: 211-2706 (831 amino acids)
Biological process (GO): defense response
Molecular function (GO): ADP binding; protein binding
Source: RefSeq, a predicted model, not a curated record